AUGACCUCUGCACCCAUUACGAAAACUACCCUAUCGGAUCUCCACAACGAUCCAUCUUCAAUCUCGGUGGACCCAUCUUUGGGAUUGAAGAAAAGACACCUGGAACAUGUAGCUUUGGUUUUGGAUCUAUUCCAAGGUCAUGGGACGAUGGCUAAGAUCGAGAAUGGGUUCACGGACGAUGCGUGUUACGAAGAUCCUGUGGCGUAUGCCAAGAACAGGACUGAAGUUGCCGGUCAAUUACUCCAUAUACCAACUGUGACAUCCUCCACCAAGACACACAAAGCCAACGUGAUCAAAUUCACCAGAGGGGUUUCGACGACUUCUGGAACAGACAGAAAGGCAGAAUCAGAUUUGAUCGAAGUUGAAUUUAAUCAUGAUUUGACUUUUGUCGUUGGACCAACAUACAACCUGGAUACCGUUUUGCAGAUUUAUUCAACCCCUGAUGGGAUUGUCAGAUUACAAGAUAGACCAGGUUCUAGUAUACCUGAUAAUGGAUUUGCUAUGGCUCUGCGAAAAUUGAACGGUAUAGUAGCGCCUAAAGCUGCUGGCGUACCCCAGACCAGCGAAGAAGAUCUCAAAUUGGCUAAACAACAUGAGAAGUAA
Kwoniella shivajii is the source of this 603-nucleotide messenger RNA. RefSeq lists its product as uncharacterized. NCBI's taxonomy places the organism in Eukaryota, Fungi, Basidiomycota, Tremellomycetes, Tremellales, Cryptococcaceae. Bases 1 to 603 code for a protein of 200 amino acids. The record is from RefSeq and is a predicted model, not a curated record. The transcript has 3 exons.